This is a messenger RNA of Schistocerca gregaria, 3444 nucleotides long. Its product is annotated as elongator complex protein 1-like. Gene Ontology annotation, cellular component: cytosol; elongator holoenzyme complex. The record is from RefSeq and is a predicted model, not a curated record. Gene Ontology annotation, molecular function: protein binding; tRNA binding. The transcript is spliced from 3 exons. Gene Ontology annotation, biological process: tRNA wobble base 5-methoxycarbonylmethyl-2-thiouridinylation. The coding region runs from base 1 to 3444 and encodes 1147 amino acids. NCBI's taxonomy places the organism in Eukaryota, Metazoa, Arthropoda, Insecta, Orthoptera, Acrididae.
AUGAUGAAUUUGCGGAUGUUGGCGGAGAGUCGGGUGAGGUUGGGGUUGGAGCCCGGGGUGGAGGUGGUCCGGUUUUGCGUGGUGCCUAGGUUGGAGUGGGUGUAUGUGGUGACGAGUGACGAGAGGUUGUUGGUGUUCGAGGCUAGGGGAGGGAAGGAGGUGAAGGGGGCGAGGAGGGGGCGGCUGCCGAGCGGGAGCGGGGCGGUGUCGUUGUCGUACACACCUGAGAGUGACAGUGUGUGGAUGUGCCUGGAUUCCGGGGAGGUGUUUGAGUUUGACGUGGGGGCGGAGGAGGGGGAGGAGGAGGGGCCGGUGGGGGUGGUGAAGGAUGGGAUUGAGUCGGUGGGGUGGUGUGGGGACGAGGAGUACGCGUUGUACGUGACGAAGGGCGGUCACGUGUUGAUGAUGACGCAGGAGUUGGAGGUGGUGAUGGAGAAGACGGACGUGGGGAGGGGGGGUGAGGUGGCGUGGAGAGGCGACGGGCGGUAUUUUGCGGUGUCUAGACGCAGGGAUGGGGGGGACGGGUACGAGUUGGUGAUAUGGGACAGGAUGGGAAACGAGGUGGGGAGGAGUGAGGCGCUGAAGGAUGGAUGUCAGUCGAGGUGCGUUGCGUGGAGUCCGAAUGGCGAAGUGCUGGUGUCUGUGGACGAGGUGGAGAGGGCGGUGGUGUUGUUUGAGAAGAACGGGUUGAGGAAUGGGAAGUUUAGGUUGAGAGGAGGGGGUGAGGUGGAGCAGAUGAGGUGGAGCAGAGGAGGCGACACGUUGGGGUUGUUGAUACGUGAAGGGGGCGAGAGGAGGUUGGAGUUGUGGAGUAGGAAGAAUUAUCAUUGGUACUUGAAGUACGAGUUGAGGUAUGAGGGGAGGGUGAUGAUGGAGUGGGGGAGAGACGGGCGGAUGGAUUUGUUGGUGAUGACGUCGACGGGUGAGUUGAUGGAGUACAGAUUUGAAUGGGUGGUGGACAGAGAUGAAAGGGGGAUGGAGGUGGGUGUGGUGGAUGGGAGCAAGGUGUUGACGACGUCGUUUGAGCGAGCUUGCAUACCGCCGCCGAUGAGUGAGAGCGAGGUGGAGUUGGGUGGUGGUGGAGUGGCGGGUGUGGGAUACGAGAAGAAGUGGGAGAAGGCGGUGGAGGGUUUGAACGGGAGGUGGAUGAGGCAGUUGGUGGUGGUGGAUAGAGAGGAAGCGUGGGCGGUUGUGAGUGAUGGGAGAGAGGAGGCGUUGGCGAGGUUGAAGUUGGGGGGGUGCAGAGUGGUGGUGGAGGCGGAGAGAGCGCUGAGCGGUCGUCGGGUGAAGAGACUGAGCAUGGUAGUGGGGAGCGGGGGCGAAAUAGUGUGCGAAUAUGAGGACGGAGAGGUGAAGGAAUUGACAGGUGCGUGGAGCCGGAAGUUGCCGGAAUGCUGCGAAUGGAUAGAAGGGAUCGUGACGGAGGAGGGGGGGAGGCUGGUGGUGGGUUUGUCGAGUGAGGGAAGGCUGUAUGCGGGCGAGAAGUUGGUAUCGCAGAGUUGUACGUCGUUCGGACUGGGAGAAGGAAAUUUAGUGUACACGACGUACGAGAGGUUGUUUGUGGUGAGAGUGGGCGAGCGGUGGGGGAGGGACGGGUUUGAAGCGUCGAAUAUUGCGGCGGAGAGGCUGAGGAGCGGAAGGGAGGUAGAGAAGGGUUCGACAUUGGUGGCGAUAGACCGGUACGGGUCGAGGGUGGUACUGCAGACGGAGAGAGGGAACUUGGAGCAGUUGGAGCCCAGAGAGCUGGUCAUGGGCGUGGUGGACGGUCUUCUAGCGGACUGCCAGUACGGGAAGGCGUUGGAGGUGAUGAACCGCCAGAGGGUGGAUUUGAAUUAUGUGUACGAGUAUGACAGCGCGAAGUUUAUGGAGCACGUACGAGAUUUUUUAGAGCAGGCAAAGGGCGGGGGAAAGCUGGAGAUGUGGAUGGGCACGUUGAACAGCGCAGGGUGUGGUGGGGACCUGGACGCGCCCGAAGCCGAAGCGAGCUGGGAAUCGCAGAAGCUAAGCAGGAGGGUAGAGGUGGUCGAGAGACCGGUGAAUCGCGUGUGUAGGCGUUUACGGGAGGAGAUGGUCAAGUUGGGGAGAAGGGAAUAUUUGUGCGCGAUCAUGUUGAGUUGGGUGAAGCAGGAUCCUGCGAACGUCGAGGAGGCGUUGAGGGUGGUGAUCGAGGAGGAAGAGGGUCGAGAAGAGCGGUUGGAACAUUUGAGUUACUUUGUUGACAGACAGGUUUUGUAUGAGCACGCGCUGGGCACGUACGACAUAGGCCUAGCGCGCUGGGCGGCGGGCCACACACAGAUGGAUCCCAAGGAAUACAAGCUGGAAUUGAGUCGCUUGGAGUCGCACGCGAAUCCGGUCUAUCGCGAAUACUGUAUCGACCGCCGUCUAGGACGCUGGCCAGCUGCGUUGGAAAAGCUGGGAUCUCUCGGCUCUGACUACGAGGACGAGUGGCUGGAACUGGUUCGCGAGCAACAGCUCUAUCUGCAGGCCAUUUCGAGCACGCACGCCAGCGACCGUGCUAGAAAGUGUGUGUGGAAAAUGUAUGGCGACCAUUUGGUACAAAAAAAGAACUUCAGAGAAGCCUCGCUUGCUUAUUGGCGCGCCUGUCAGUGGUCUGACGCAUUGGAACAUGCUGUUUCCGAGGGCGAUUGGCGAUCUGCGCUUUCCAUCGCUCACGAGGGCAAGCUCUUUCCUUCUUCGCACGACUUUCAGCGCUUUAUUUCUGAUAUGGCCGAAUCUUGUCGUCGUCGAUUCCAAUAUGCCGACGCCGCCCAUUUGUGGACGCAUUACGCUAUGCAGCCUCUGAAGGCUUUUCCUUUGCUCUUAGAAGGACAUCUGUGGCAAGACGCAAUCCUUCUGUGCCUUCAGUAUCCAUCUCUUUUCCCUGACUCGAUCUCUUCCCAGCUGGUCCCUUCUCUUCUUCGCACGCACUCCGUCUUAUUAGAAGAAGCUUCCAGCCAUAUCAAAGAGCUCAUCCAACGUCACGAUGCACUCCUCAGCCUUCGCUUUCGUAAAUCCCAAAGGCUUCACUCUGACUUGGAUUCUAUCUCUUCAUACAGUACGACGACUUCCCGCUCGACCGCUUCCCGUUCGACCGCUUCCUAUUCGACUGGCACAAGAUCGACCUCCACCCGUCACAAAAAACCGUCCAGCAGACCCGGAUCCUCCACCGAAGAAGAAUACCUCCUCUACCGUAUCCCCCAACUCCUCUUUACCCCUCAGCUACAAGCGAGAUCCUAUUCCCUUCUAUCCGCUCUGUCUCACUUCGAUCUACUCCCACAAGCCUUAGCUUUGUCUGAAAAGCUCAAGUCCUGGCUAGAAUUGUCUCAGUUCGCCAUCCCCCUCAUCGACACACCCAGUCCCCCUUUGCAGGCGUCCGCGCCCCUCGACUCGCGCGUGACGCUACCGGUCUCACACUGGCUCCCACCACUCUUCCAAAGCACAUAA